UUCCUUCACGCGAGUAUAAAAGCUGUCUCCGGGUGACAGCAGAACACUGAUUCCCUCUCCAGGUUCUCAGUUUCUGUUGCAGCCAUGUUGGUUUUCUCUUGGUCUGUCGCCGUCCUGCUGCUGGUGUCGUCCACCUGGGCUGAGCAAGAUGCUGCUGCCUUCGAGGAGGACACAUCCAAGGAGCUUUCUGUCAGCGAACUGCUGGAGCGCGCCAACAGAGACCGCACCCCUGACUUUGAUGAGCCCACCCUGAUCGGAGGAGACAUUGCCAUCAGGUCGGAGGCGGACAGAAACGCCGACCCCUGCACCUCCACAGGCUGCCUGUGGCAGAAGUGGAGCGAUGGGAAAGUCUACAUCCCUUACUACAUUACCAACCACUUCUCCUCCCGAGAACAAGCCAUCAUCAUUCGUGGACUAGAGUCGUUCUCUUCAGUUUCCUGCAUUCGUUUCAGACCAUACCAGAACGGUGACCACGAGUGGCUGAGCAUCGAGUCCAGGAGCGGCUGUUACUCCUUCGUGGGUCGUCAGGGCGGUGGUCAGACAGUGUCUCUGAGUCGUCAGGGCUGCCUGUACCACAGCACCGUCCAGCAUGAGCUGCUCCACGCCCUCGGCUUCAACCACGAACAGACUCGCUCCGACAGGGACAGCUACAUCAAGGUGUACUGGGAAAACAUCAUCGACGACAUGGUGUACAACUUUAACAAGAUUGACACUCUGAACCAGGGGACUCCUUAUGACUACAACUCUGUCAUGCAAUAUGAGAGGUACGCCUUCUCCAAGAACAACUAUCCCACCAUGGUGCCCAUUCCCAACAGCAACGUGUCCUUUGGCCAGGCCACCCAGAUGAGCAAGAAUGACAUCGACAGGCUGAACAGGCUGUACCAGUGCUAAACUCCACGCGACUAUUGACCAGCUGCCCGGAAGACGUCAGCGCAGACGAAGGUGGUGAGGGGUUUUGGGGCAUGAGGGGAAAUCUGAAAAAAAUAAACUUGCAAACUGCAGAUUAUGAAAA
Molecule: messenger RNA, 1012 nt
Organism: Scophthalmus maximus (turbot)
Lineage: Eukaryota; Metazoa; Chordata; Actinopteri; Pleuronectiformes; Scophthalmidae
Product: high choriolytic enzyme 1
Exons: 10
Coding region: 85-891 (268 amino acids)
Biological process (GO): proteolysis
Molecular function (GO): metalloendopeptidase activity; zinc ion binding
Source: RefSeq, a predicted model, not a curated record